Daphnia carinata is the source of this 993-nucleotide messenger RNA. RefSeq lists its product as uncharacterized. Lineage: Eukaryota; Metazoa; Arthropoda; Branchiopoda; Diplostraca; Daphniidae. The coding region runs from base 1 to 993 and encodes 330 amino acids. The record is from RefSeq and is a predicted model, not a curated record. The transcript is spliced from 4 exons.
AUGACGUCAACUUCUGUUGAAAUUUACAACCGUUUCACGCGUUUGUCCUCAGACAUGAAAUUCGCAUUGGCUGUGCUGUUGAGCCUGGUGGUCAUCUCCAAUCAACAGUUUCAUCAACAACCAACAAACGACAAGCUUCUUUGGCUGUUGACUUAUUACUCUCCACAGCCCACCUUUCGGAAAUACAAUUACCUACUUCCGAACUAUGAUGUCAGCGAAGAUGGAAGGCCUCUACCAUUCUUUAAGCAAUUAACAACUUCAUCAAUAAGCCCGAUUUAUUCACAGGAUAAGGAACCAUAUUUGAAUGCCAUUCAAAAUCCCAAAGCUCUUCAAGAUAAUCAAUUUCCAGACAUUGAAUUGAGAAACAAAUUAGACAAUAGCCGUUACGGGCCGUCGUUUUUGCAACAGACGAAACCGCAAUUCGACCCGCGAGUGGUCAUCAACGUGGCCAGUCGAACUAAUCUUCUCAAUAGGGUGAAAACGAUCACAGUUACGUUCGUCUCGUCUGUGACGUUCACCAGCGUGCAAUCGUGCAUUCCGAGUACCGAGUUUUAUCCCGGUGCGACUGCCGUCACUUGUCGUCGCAAGCGUCGUGAACUUUACGAAUCCCCAGAUGAUCAUUCAGAAGCAAUCCAGCAGUUUGCCAUCAGUCCAUCAAACGUACAACCAAUGGAGCCAACAGUUCUCUCUUCAGUGGAUCCAAUUGCAGUCAAACCUGGAGACAAUGGGACAUUUAAUCAUGGAAUUGCUUCAUCUAAAGAAGAAGACACUCUGGGUGGAUGGCCGAGCGUAACAUCAAGGCCGUUGGGGUACUUUAGAGGCGAAAGAUUGUUCUUUCAUCUUGUGACGACGACGACGGCCAUCAGCUACACGUUCUUGUCGACAACAGUCACGAAAACAGUGAACCUGCUGUACCCGUAUUUUGGGGGACAAUUGGUUUGUCUUCCGCAGGGUUACGCCGUCUGCCCUUAUGUAGCGCAAUACUACGGCUAA